Molecule: messenger RNA, 8167 nt
Organism: Pseudoliparis swirei
Lineage: Eukaryota; Metazoa; Chordata; Actinopteri; Perciformes; Liparidae
Gene: grin2ab
Product: glutamate receptor, ionotropic, N-methyl D-aspartate 2A, b
Biological process (GO): excitatory postsynaptic potential; long-term synaptic potentiation; synaptic transmission, glutamatergic
Cellular component (GO): postsynaptic density membrane; plasma membrane; NMDA selective glutamate receptor complex
Molecular function (GO): transmitter-gated monoatomic ion channel activity involved in regulation of postsynaptic membrane potential; NMDA glutamate receptor activity
Source: RefSeq, a predicted model, not a curated record
UCCCGCCGAGGGCAACCGAAUGGAGUAACGGGCUGCAAUGUCAUCUCCACCUGUCCGCCUGGAGAGAUGUGUCACGGGAAUGGGAUCAGGUUCGAACACUUUUCCUCUGGUUUCACCGACGCUGUGAGGAGGAACCAGAAUGCCAGCAAGCGGACGGGCCACGCGGGCCGCCUGCACCGGCCCUCGCACCACGGCGCCCAAAGUCAGCACUCGUCGCACGUCGGACUCCGGAGAAGGAGGCGCAAAAGCUCCGCGACCUCAAACCCGCCGCAGCAGCGACGCGUUGUGACACCGAAGGGUAUGAUGGGUGCAGUGGGCUGGAUGUUGCUCCUCCUCUCCCAGAUGAUGGUGCCCGUGGCGUCCCAGAAGCCUCCGGGCCUCAGCGUGGGCGUGAUCAUGGGCCAGACGCGACUCAUUCCCGACGAGGACCUCCGGCCGCCUCAGAGCCCCGACGACGCCCUCGACGUCUCCGUGGUGAUCCUGAGGAUCAACCAGACGGACCCGAAGUCUGUGAUCACACAGGUGUGCGAGCUUCUGUCGCGCUCUCGACUCCACGGCCUGGUGUUCGCCGACGGCACCGAUCAGGAGGCCAUCGCCCAGAUCCUCGACUUCCUCUCCGUCCAGACGCAGCUUCCAGUCCUGGGAGUCUACGGAGGCUCCUCUAUGAUUAUGGCUGACAAGGAUGAGAAGUCCACGUUCUUCCAGUUCGGCGCCGCUCUGCAGCAGGAGGCUCUGCUCAUGCUCUCCAUCAUGGAGGAGUACGACUGGCACGUUUUUUCUAUCGUCACUUCCAAGUUCCCCGGGUACCAGGACUUCAUCAGCACGCUGAAGACGACUGUGGAUCACAGCUUUGUGCGCUGGGACCUGCAGAGUGUGGUGACCCUGGACGCCGUGGACCACGACCCCAACUCUAAAUCCCACAUUGCACUCAAGAGGAUCCAGAGUCCCGUGAUACUGCUAUACUGCUCCAAGGACGAGGCUGUGUACAUCCUCGAGGAAGCUCGUUCCUUGGGCCUGAUCGGAGCGGGUUACAUCUGGAUCGUGUCCAGCCUCACCACCGGCAACCCAGACUUUACCCCCGAGGUGUUUCCUCUGGGUAUGAUCUCCGUGUCCUAUGAUGACUGGGAGUACCCGCUGGACGCGCGGGUGCGCGACGGGGUGGGCAUCAUCUCCUCCGCCGCCACCGACAUGCUGCGGGAGAAGGGGGAGCUGCCCGAAGCCCAGAGCAGCUGCUACAGCACGGCGUCAGACAGGAGCCCCGGGAAGCUCCCGCCCAGCGCCCUGCGCAGACACAUGAUGCACGUAUGGAACGACGGGCGCGACUUGUCCUUCACGCCAGACGGUUACCAGGCCAACCCCAAACUGGUCGUCCUCGUCCUGAAUAGCGAGAGGACGUGGGAGAAGAUGGGCCGCUGGGAGAACGGGACGCUGUCGCUGAUGUUCCCGGUGUGGCCGAGGUACAACUCCCACGGGGAUGAGGAUGCGGACGAAAACCACCUGUCCAUCGUCACCCUGGAGGAGAAGCCGUUCGUCAUCGUGGACAACGUGGACAUGCUCACCGGCACCUGCAUGAGGAACUCGGUGCCCUGCCGCAAGCACGUCAAAAAUAACAUCACAUCAUCAGGAGGCUCCUACAUUAAGCAGUGCUGCAAAGGUUUCUGCAUUGACAUUCUGAAGAAGAUCGCCAGGAACGUCAAGUUCACCUACGACCUGUACUUGGUGUCGAAUGGGAAACACGGCAAGAAGAUCAACAACAGGUGGAACGGCAUGAUCGGAGAGGUGGUGUAUAAGAAGGCGGUGAUGGCAAUCGGUUCGUUGACGAUCAACGAGGAGAGGUCAGUGGCCAUCGACUUCUCCGUGCCCUUCGUGGAGACGGGCAUCAGCGUCAUGGUGUCGCGUAGCAACGGGACCGUCUCGCCGUCGGCCUUCCUCGAGCCCUUCAGUGCAUCGGUUUGGGUGAUGAUGUUCGUGAUGCUGCUCCUUGUCACGGCCAUCGCCGUCUUCCUCUUCGAGUUUGUCAGUCCGCUGGGCUUCAACCGCAACCUGGCCCAAGGCAAAGACCCCCACGGCCCCUCCUUCACCAUCAGUAAGGCCAUCUGGCUGCUGUGGGGUCUGGUGUUCAACAACUCGGUGCCGGUGCAGAACCCGAAGGGCACCACCAGUAAGGUCAUCGUGUCGGUCUGGGCCUUCUUCGCCGUCAUCUUCCUCGCCUCCUACACCGCCAACCUGGCCGCCUUCAUGAUCCAGGAAGAGUUCGUGGACCAAGUCACCGGACUGUCUGACAAGAAGUUCCAGAGUCCGUACUCCUAUUCGCCGCCAUUUCGCUUCGGGACGGUCCCCAACGGCAGCACCGAGCGCAACAUCAAGAAGAACUACCCGGACAUGCAUCAGUACAUGACCAAAUACCAUCAGACCGGCGUCGUGGACGCGCUGGUCACCCUCAAGACCGGGAAGCUGGACGCGUUCAUCUACGACGCGGCGGUGCUGAACUACAUGGCGGGCCGAGACGACGGCUGCAAGCUGGUCACCAUCGGCAGCGGCUACAUCUUUGCCACCACGGGCUACGGCAUCGCCCUGCAGAAGGGGUCCUACUGGAAGCGCCUGGUGGACCUGGCCAUCCUGGGCAUCAUCGGAGACGGCGAGAUGGAGGAGCUGGAGGCGCAGUGGCUGUUGGGGAUCUGCCACAGCGAGAAGAAUGAGGUGAUGUCCAGCCAGCUGGACGUGGACAACAUGGCGGGCGUCUUCUACAUGCUGGCCACGGCCAUGGGCCUCUCCAUCCUCACCUUCAUUUCUGAACACCUCUUCUACUGGAGGCUGAGAUACUGCUUCACCGGCGUCUGCACGGGGACGCCCGGGCUGCUCUUCGCCAUCAGCAGGGGCAUCUGGAGCUGUAUCCACGGCGUUCACAUCGACAUGAAGAAAAAGAACCCGGAGCUGGACUUCAGUCCUCAAGCCAACAUGCUGCAUCUGCUCAAGUCUGCCAAGUCCAUGGCGCUGUCUUCCCCCAAACGCAACACCGUCCUCCUGCAGCCCAACAUCCUCGACAUGAUGUCGGGGAAAGGUAACUCACUCCAUAGUCUGCCCUCGAAGGGUCCUGGUCUCUAUAGCAACGCUGCUGGUCCGCACAGUUUCUUGUCAUUGUCCGGGCGACACAAAAACCUCCUUAACAAUGCGGCGCCGUUCCCGGUUCAACAGAAAGCCCCCCCCCUUCAGACCAGCCCCAACAAGCCCCAGCUGUCAAUCACCAACGGCAACGGCAAGACCCGCCUCGCCGGCUCCGCCCUCACCGCCGGGCCGCAGGGCUCAAAGCCCCGGGCCCUGUGGAAGAAGAGCGUGGAGACGCUGAAGACUCAGCCCAGCGUCAUCGCGGGAGGCCCGAGCCCCGCCCCGUCAUCUGGCCCCGGAUCCGGACCGGCAACCAUGAAGAGCCAGCGCUACCUUCCCGAGGAGCCGCCGCAUUCGAACAUCUCGGAGUGCUCCAGCCGGCCGCCGUCGCACAAAGAUUCGGAUUCCAUCGCGGCGGCGAGGGGCGGAUUCAAGCCCAUCAAUCAGCUGAGAAAGAGGGGAGGGGUCGGCGGCGGAGGAGGAGGAGGAGGAGGAGGAGGCGGAGGAUCCAAGAUCUACUCCAUUGACUCGGACCAGGCCAGCCUCCAGUCCGCUCCGCCCUACCAGCGCGACAGCCAGGGGGGCGGCGACGACCACAGCUACCCCCCGGACCCGUACGCGCACGCCCACACGCUCUCCCACCAGGCGGACGCAGCCGUCCUGCAGCUGAGCGCCGGCCUGCUGCACCACAGCCACAGCGCGGAGGCCGACCUGCACUCCCUGAAGGACAAGAAGUACAGCACCUACACACACAGCAGCAGCGCGAAGGACAAAGCCGGCGGGUCGUUCGAGGCUCCGGGUCAGGGCUCGCAGAGCGUCCGGCCCGGCCACUGCCGCUCCUGCCUGACCAAGCUGAGCGGCUACUCCGGCCUCUACGCCGUCCGCUCGCCGCAGGCCCGCUGCGACGCCUGCGCCCACCUGGGGAACCUCUACGACAUCAGCGAGGACCACCUGCACGCGCACUACUCGCGCCCGCCCGGCGGGGACAUGUUCACGCACUACCUUCCCCAGAGCGAGCUGGGCCCGGUGGGCGAAGGGGACGGGCUGGUCAGCCACUUGGAGCCCUCCCCUUCCUCGCCGUCGCCGCUCCUCGGCUCCCCGUCGGCCCCGCACCUCCUGCUGAGCCGCCAGCACUCCUACGAGAACGCGCUCCCGGACGGCGUUCCCGAGCGGCAGUCGCAGCUGCACGCCCACCUGCGGGGGCUGAGCCUGCCGGACCGGGACCGGGAGAGGGAGCCGACCCUGGACGAGGGCGCCUACGCCAACGUCCUCACCAUGCGCUCCGACCGCCCGUUCGGCAGCCGCAGCCCCCCGUCUCCCUCGCACCGCCACAGCGUGGACGCCGCCCCCAUGCCCCUCCCCCGGCGCUCUAAGAGCCUCUUCCCCGACCGCCCUUCUCACAACCCGUUCGUCCAGUCGGCUCCCGGCACCGCGCAGCGAGACCCCUCCCCCCAGGCUGCCGCGCGCCUCCCGCAGAGGAGCUCCGCCCACGAGCUCUACAAGCAGCGGAUGCCGCUGUCGCUUACCCUCGGUAACCACGGCAGCCACCACCACCACAACCAGCACGGCGGCCUCGCCGACCAACAGUUGUUCUACCCCCAGCAGGAGCCCCCCGCGGUGGCCUACAUGGUCCCGCCCGCCGCCUCUCAGCCAAUGGGCUACGUGACAGCGCCGCGAGCCUCGAGCGCCGGCGGCAACCGGCCCCGGCUCUACCGCCGCAUGCCGAGCAUCGAGUCCGACGUCUGAGGGCUCUCGCCGAGACACACCGACACACACGCACACAAGCACACGGACACGCACACUCGGAGGCGAAAGGCGAGGGGCGGUCUGCUCCGGACUCGAAGGAUAACGGCCGUUUCUUUACCGCGCCCUCGACGGGACGUGGUCGGGGCCACGGGGGCCACCUGCAGGCACAGUGCAAAGAUGAGAAGUGUGUGUGAGAGUCGGUGUGUCCCCGGGGGGGGAGACGGUGACAGUGCGACUUGUCCCGCCCUCUCACCUGCCUCUUGGGGAUGGAGGGGACUCACAGAAAGACCCUUUCUUUUUGAGAUCACACACACUCACACACACACACACACACAUUUCAGCUAGACACACCCGCCCCAUGAUUUCUCCGGCCAAACCCGUACGUUGCACUGCCGACAUGCUUAAAGAGUAGAAAACUACACCAGAGUAACUUACUAUCUUUGCGGUAGACCGGACUGGGAGGCGGGCCGCUGGUCUGAGAAGAUGUACAAACACUCGAACACACACACGCACACACUGUGUUUGUUUCUACGGGGGGGGGGGGAGUACAAAAAACCUACCGACUGUUUACCGUUGAUGUCAGUUUAUUGAACAUUCCAAAAAGUGGACCAAACGUGGCCGCCAGUAAAAAAAAAAAAAGCAAGAGAGAAAAAAGCCUAUCAGGACGAGAGUGUGUGUUCUAGUGUUUCUAGAUCUAGAGACACACAGAAGAGCAUCCUUGCUUCCUCUCCUAGCUAGCCUUCAGGUCAUACUGCAUGCUUCCUACUGCCCUGUGUUACAGUUAAACUCCUAUACAGGGUCAUAUAUGCACACACACACACACACACAUAUAUAUAGAUAUGCACAUACACACACACACGGGCACAUACGCAGUAGUCUAGGUUAAUAGAUUUAGGAUGGGUGUGUGUGUUGGAGCUACGCGAUAGCUUCUCUUUGUGCACUUUGUAGAUUUUAUACCCUGCCACCUAACACAGACGUUUGACCAAAAACACUUUUGUACUGAAAAAUAUGAAUAUUCUCAACCAUUCGCUGGAAUAGAUGUUUUCUUUUCUCUUAUUUCUCUUUGGCGUUGGGCUUUCGGGCCCCGUUGAGUUCCCAUCGUGAGGUGUUACCGUGUUAGAUAAUGGGUACGGGCAUCAGACAGUAUACGCAGCAGCGACGACUCUUAAUCUUUCUCUUAUGUUCUUAACUUUUGUAUUCCUCCUUUUCAUCCCCGGCCUUCUUUUCUUCCUUCAUCGGCUUUCGGUUUUCUUCUCUUAAUGGCUCCUCUGUCUUUUGGCUCCGCCCCCUGCUUCCUUCGAUUAUAGAGUAGACCGAGUGUCAGAAGAAUAAAGCUCAGUCGUGGUGGGUUUUUUAAAAUUUUAAACUCGACAUAUUGUUGGAAAUCACUUUAUAUAAGUAGUCGUACGAAUUCCUCCAACUCAACCACCCCUCGUAGGAUACAGUGCUUUUCUCUUUUUCGAACACGUUUUUUUACGCCGAACAAAAGGCCUCGAGGCCCGAUGUGAUGUUCCCGUAGUGAAUUCAGAGGCUGAGUGCAUCACUGUUGCAGAUUUUACUCACCAAAUGUAAACUCCUGGACGGGCGUCGCAGCGGCUCUCACUGCGCUGUGUUCCAGCAGGGCGACUGCAAAGUGACUCGUUACAGAGGCAUAACACACACACACGCACACACACACACACGCACACACACACUCGACGAGCUGGCAAUGUGUGUAUGAGUGUUCUAGAAAUCCAUAAUCGACUGAGGGUAUUGAUUUUGAUGGAAAAUAAGACUUGAUAUCCCAUUAGCUGAGCGUCUGUCUCUAUUCUCUUUCUAUUCGCUAUUUCCUCCUCUCUCUCUCUCUCUAUCUCUCACACACACACAGCUCUAUAUAUAUCUUGCUGCAAAGAAUGCAAGACAGUUUGAACACACAAAAAACGCACCUUUUUUUUUUUUUACGGUGACCGCUGCCCCCUCUUUUGGUGAUCCUACCAGGUUUGGUGUGUGAGUUAUAUGCACAAUAUCAGGUUGCAAUAUUAUAUUUCUGUACAGAGACAUCUUUGUUUUAAAUGUUAGGAAACGGAUAUCAUUUGUUUGAUUUGAAUGGUAUUAAGUGUUGAAUUAAUUUCAAUGGCGACGUGGCUUUUUAUUCUGCUUCUUUAAAAGGACAACAACAACAAAAAGACUGGCAUGUUUUUUGAAUUAUUGUGUGAUUUAUUUUCUCUUUUUUCCUUCUUUUUUCUCUCCCUCUGGUGUGUUGUUGGUUGGGACCUCACUGUACAGUCCUCACUGCCUGGUUAACACACUAGUUAACCACCCUGGUCAGCUCACCAGUUAACUAGCAGCACGUAGCUGGGUCUCUCAUCUGAAUCACACUCAAUGAAUAAUGAGUCCAGCCUGUGUGGUUAAUACGAGCCCCCCCUCCCUCCCUCCCACAUAGAUCUCUUCCACUACGAGUCUGUGUGCGGUUUCACCUCUGAGUGUGAGUGUGAGCGUGCGUGUGUGCGCAUGUGUGUGUGUUUUACACCGCGCAGGCAUUUAUAUAAGUCAGUGAAUGAUGUGUGUAACAAGAGGUUGUUCGUGGUGUGUGUGUGUGUGUGUGUGUGUGUGUGUGUGUGUGUGUGUGCGCGUGUGUGCGUGCGCAUGUGUGUGCGUAUUCUUUUCUGUACUCUCUUCGGUUCGUCCCACACAUAACAUUUGACCCAGCUCUUACUCAUACAACACAAAUACAUCUACACACACACACACACACACACACACACACACACACACACGUUGCGUCUGUACUGUUGUUGGUGAGGAGAGCGUGUCGAGUGAGUUGUGUGCGUCCGCCAUCACACAGAUUAUUAUUUUUUACACCGACCUUUCGUUUGAUAUUCUGAUUAUAAUUCAUUUAUUUUUAUUUUUUUAUUGCAUGACGUGCUCGUGUUUCCGGUGGUACCUAUUUUGCUGCAACACCUGAGUUCUCCCUGAUUUGACCCGAGCGAGGCUCCGCGCGCCGGCGUCUCCCUCCACGCACGGCCGGCGCACUCCGCAUCCGACUGGAGCCCCGGAUGUUCGACCCCCGGCCUGUGACGUCGCCAGGCCGGCUCCCGCACACGCCGGCCGUCGCCAAGCAACACGCGGUAAACGUUUCUCGGCUCUGUCCGACGCGUCUCGUCCGCGCGGCGCUGGGUGGAAGGAGCGCGUGGCCGCGCGGUCCUCCGCGUCUCCCUGCCGUGUAUCUCACUUGUGUCUAAGUUCAGGGGUUUCUAAGCUACUAGUUGUGUUGUAAAUACUACCUUGUCACUCAGUACCUCUGUACAAUCUGUAAAUAAGUAAAGGUUACAUUUUU